GAAGCUUGUGUUUUCCAAAACAUAAUUAAAAUAAUUGAUUCUGGUCGUACGAAGGCCAGAGACUAAAAUACUAGACUGGAACAAUCUCAGUAUUUUGUCAAUACACAUUUUCACACCAUUUUCGCUCAUCUGUUCGCAGUUUUGAGAAUUUGUUAGCUCACAGAAGCGGUCCUACUAGCCACUACAAAUUUUGCGCAAAAUGUUUUCGUACAAGUUCCCUUUCGGGGAUUUCCAAACCGUGACAACCAUGACUGAAUCAAAUAUUAUUUUCGAUUCGCCGGUGUACGAACAGCGCUACUGCGCCGCUAUCCAGAUCUUAGAGGACCCACGCUGGACGCAACAAAUCAAAAAAGUUGUGGAGUUUGGCUGUGCCGAGAUGCGCUUUUUCCAUUUAAUGCGCCGCAUCGAGACGAUAGAGAACAUUGUUCUGGUUGAUAUUGACGAGCAAUUGCUAAAAAGAACCUGCACUGGAAUUAAUCCUUUGGUCGCUGACUAUAUAAGACAUCGUGCAGGUCCUUUGCACGCUAAGAUCCUGAAGGGAAGCGUUGCGGAUUCUUCGGAGGAACUGCGAGACACAGAUGCAGUUAUUGCCCUGGAACUCAUAGAACACGUUUACGACGAUGUGUUGUCCAAAAUUCCACCAAAUGUUUUUGGGUUUAUGCAGCCAAAGGUGGUCGUUUUCAGUACUCCCAACUCGGACUUUAACGUGAUUUUUACCCGUUUCAAACCUCUGCUACCAAAUGGAUUUCGGCACGAGGAUCACAAAUUCGAGUGGACGCGGAAGGAGUUUAAGGCUUGGUGCAUGGGUAUCGUAGAGAAAUACCCAAACUAUGUUUUCUCUCUGUUGGGAGUGGGCAAUCCUCCCAAGGAUAUGGAAUCCGUGGGUCAUGUAUCGCAGAUAGCGGUAUUCGUGCGUAAAGAUAUUCUAGAAAUUCAAUUAGUGAAUCCAUUGGUUGUGCCAUCGAAACCUGAUACAGAGGACUUAACUCCUUAUAAGCUCAUCCAUGCCGUCGAUUAUCCUUUUUAUGUGGAUCCGAGGACCGAAAAGGAGAAGAUCUGGGAUGAAAUCCAGUUCGAACUGCAGCGUUUUAAAAGGAUUGCAAAUAAUCCUGAAAAUGAAGAUCCAUAUACAGACAAAAUUAAAAUGCCAAUUGUAGUCCUAUUGGAACGAUUACAGAAUGUAGGAGCCACUGAAAUACUUAAGGUUGUACUCCAGGAGAAAUCAUUAAAAAUAGAGGAGGACUGCGUUAUAAUAGAGGACUCAGAGGAGUCAAGCGAGUCGGAACCCUACGGUUUGUCCGAUUGCCACUCCCAGGAGGCUGUCUUAUCUGACCAAGAUAAAGAGGAGUGCUGGGACUUGCUUUAA
Messenger RNA from Drosophila serrata, 1366 nucleotides. It is a transcript of the gene Hen1, whose product is annotated as Hen1 methyltransferase. Gene Ontology annotation, biological process: siRNA processing; RNA methylation; piRNA processing. NCBI's taxonomy places the organism in Eukaryota, Metazoa, Arthropoda, Insecta, Diptera, Drosophilidae. Gene Ontology annotation, molecular function: RNA methyltransferase activity; O-methyltransferase activity. The record is from RefSeq and is a predicted model, not a curated record. Gene Ontology annotation, cellular component: nucleus; cytoplasm.